Molecule: messenger RNA, 1254 nt
Organism: Eucalyptus grandis
Lineage: Eukaryota; Viridiplantae; Streptophyta; Magnoliopsida; Myrtales; Myrtaceae
Product: increased DNA methylation 3-like
Exons: 2
Coding region: 1-1254 (417 amino acids)
Cellular component (GO): nucleus
Source: RefSeq, a predicted model, not a curated record
AUGGCUCAACCGGUGAAUGCUGAUGCGCCAUCCACUGCUGCUCCUGCAGGCGAAAGCAUGCUAAGUAAUGACCAGAGCUUCCUCCUGACCAUCAUUUUUGGAACAUACUUCGGGCCUCAACUCAAAGGGGAAAGGCCACCCCACAAGUCGGCGAUGCAGAGAGUAUGCGAGAGAUUGCCACAGUAUACUCCCGAUCAGCUGGCUGGGUCCCAGGUGAUGGUGGUCCAAAUGAUGCACGUCUAUUAUUACAUACUCAGAAAGGCCAGUAAAUCUCUUGUGCUGGCCCCGUCGUUGUUGCUAAAGUUCUUUCGUAACACACUUCCGGCAAAAGUGCUUGGUCCUGCUAGCAAUUACCCUCAGUUCACUGACUUCUUUCCAAUUGACCUGCACCCUUGGUCUUUUGUUGAGGAGCGGUUUAUGGUGAUAGACAACAUCGUCUUCAUCAUCAACCCAAGCACCUCUUACCUCAAGGAAGAGGUUGUUGCAAGGUUUAAGAACUUGACUGGGUUGCUGGAAUUUGUUCUUGAGAAAGACGCAGCCGAGCUACCCAUUUAUGUCACUGACAAGUCACUCUAUGAAGUGAUGGUACAAGAGGCGCAUUCAGGGGGACAGUCUCAUUUUUUCAUGUCUCCUCAGGAUUCUCACCAAAGAAGAUGCAAUAGUAACGUGGCUUUAGACAUAAAGCCUCUUCAAGUGGUUCCACAUGAAGGCUCACCCUCCUCAACGUCGGCAUGGUUCUCUGGAGUAUGCGACACCUCCUUGAAGGCUCAACUUGAUCCUAAGGUGGUGUUUUCUUCACUCAGUACCACAGAAAUAAAAUAUGGCGGUGCUGCAGCUGCCAGUAGUGCUAAAGUCGGAGUGGUUGGGAACCUGGACGUGGGGCUUAGAGGAUCCAUCAAUGGGCGUGUGAACCUUGCGGAGUCCAGAGACUAUUACCUGUUCCAGGUGUCACUUCAAGGGUCAGAAGAGACCAAAGAUGAUGUUGAAGUACUAACGAAUUUCUCUGAAACUUCCUUUUCCGAUGCUGCAGCAUUUAGUUGGAAACUUGACAUGAGUGGCAAGGUCUUAAUUGAAGGAGAGACUGCCACCGGCGGGAAGGAGGUUGAGAGUAGAACAGGAAACCUUUGUCCAUCCGGACGCUUCUCUCUCUGUUUUCAGCUGCCCGGUCGUGUUGAUCCCAGACUGUCCCACUGCAACUUCGGCUCAGAUGGGAUGUUCGAAGGAGUUGUGAAGAAGCUGAUCAACGACCGAUGA